Cotesia congregata is the source of this 3621-nucleotide messenger RNA. The record is from the annotation of a GenBank genome assembly. Lineage: Eukaryota; Metazoa; Arthropoda; Insecta; Hymenoptera; Braconidae.
GCUGAGUCACGUAGCGGUAACUUCGUUUGUGUAAAAAUCAGUCGGCAGUCGUUUGUAGAACGUUACCACACCCGUUAUAAUUUAAAACCACAAUUUUAUACUAUAGAAGGUCUACAAAAUAUUCUCCUUGUCAUAUCGAGUAGUUCUAUUUUAUUAUUUUCGUUUUAUUCAUUUAUGGUAAUAGUAAGAUUCAAUAGUUAUAAAAAAAAUAUUGCUUCUGAUAACAUCGAGGCGAUAAGCCAUUGUUUAGGAGAAUACUCAAAAAGCCAAGGAUCAUCCGAUAAUAUUACUGUAAUUAUUGUAUUUUUAACACCUCCAGAUCAAAUUGGCGCAAAGCAGUUUGAUACUCAUUCUUUAUCCACGGAUGUGAAUACAAUCAACAUGGAAGUAAAUAAUCGACAUAUGUCAAAUCCCAAUUCUCAAUAUGAUGUUGAUACAGAAUUCAUGGAACAACAAUUUUUUAAUAAAAACGACUCUGCUUUUGAUGAUAAUGCGUCGUACGACAAGUCGUCAACUAUAAGUCAAGAUGGUAGAACUUUAGGUUACGAGGAUGGUAAAAAUGACGAUCUUGGUCCCGAGACGAACGUUGAUACUCUCGAUGCAGGUGACAAUUGUACACUUGUGAAUGCUUCAAGAGAAUUAUUUUCAAAUGAAAAGUCUGAUAAUAAUCUAACUGUGGGAAAUGAACUAGGCGAUACAUUUUCAUGUCCUUCAAAUAAUACAAAUGAACACGAUAAUAUAACAAGUGUGGACAAUGUAGGUGAUAGUGACGAGUCAGAUGACGAAUGGAACUUUUACAGAAUUGAACCAAAUCAAGAAACGGAAAAUUUUUUGCAACCAAAAGUAUCAUCAGUGGUCAGUGAAGUUGGUGAAGAAAUUGUAGAGCCAGAAAUUCUCGAAAAUUAUAAAGAUUUACUAUCUGAUGAAAAAGUAAAUUUUAGCAACCAAAACACAGAUAAAAGUGAGGAAAAAGAAAGCUUUUUUUCAUCGGACAAACCUGAGAUAAACAAAAAUAACGAAGACUUAUUACUUCCUGAAACUCAAGAUAAUUGUUCUGAAGAAAUGGAUUUUUCAUUAAAUCCAAAUGCUGCAGAAUUUGUUCCCGUAUCAUCUCCUCCUUCAAUUCCAUCACGAUUUAUGGAUUUGCCAAUAUCAGGUUCACCAUUGAAACAGACAUCAAUGAUGGACGAUAUUAAUUUACCGAGUCCAAAAGAAUUUAAAGAAGAGGCAAGUCAUCGUCCUCAUGAAGUUGAAGAAGAAGAUAAUGAAACCAUAUCAUUAAACGGCAAUGCUUUCACAGGUGAAAACAUUGAAGAGUUUGAUGAAAAAAAGAAAGCUGCUUUGAAUUUAGAUGAAUCAGAAAUUUCGUCUACAAGAGCAGAAUUUGGUGACGAAUCAAAUAUUAGUUUUCUUGCUACAGAUUUUCAAAAAGCAAGUGGUUUCGAUGGAUCAUUCACUGAGUCAUGCACUGAAUAUGAAAAUGAUCCAAUGGCUAUGUCUAUGGGACCAGAUGGAUUCAAUCUGCUCAGCAAUCCCGUUGAUUUGAAUGCUAUUCAUGAUCUUAACGAUUCGGAUCUAUGUGAUAUUAAUUCUCUUGGUGAAGAAAAAGAACAAACUUUAACCCCAGUAGAUGACGACCAUUCUCAACCAUUGGAUCUUAAGUCUCCAGAUUCUAAUGAACUGCAACUUAAAUCAACUCCUUUAGAACAUGAAAAUACUAAUAAUAAUAUAUUGUGUACCUUAUCACCUUCUGAGGAAUUAAACGUUAAAGAUAUAGAAAAUAACACAGAUGAAAUUAUAUCACAAGUUGCCGCUAUGAACUUAAAAAAUGAACAGUUAUCUGAAGUGUGUUUAGAAAAUACAAAUGAUUUUACGAAUAAUACUGACAAUAUAAAAAAUAAUGAUCAGGCACAAGAUGAUUCCCCACUUACUGAACAAAAACCAGCAGAAUCUUUAUUCCUUGAAUCUCAACAUGUACCUCUAGAAAAUGUUGAAAUUCAAAAACCACAAAAUAAAUUUGAUUCGUCAUUAGAAAAUUGCUUAAUCUCUUGUGAUGAAUCUAAAAACCUAAAACAUCAUCAAGAGGAAAUUAAUUUAACAGAUCAAUGUAACGAAAAUACUUUUUCUGACUCUGAAAAAUUAGCUUCCCACGAUUCUAUUAAUACUCAAGUAAUUACUAAGUCAGAACCGGCUUUUAAUAAUGAAUGCGAAUUUAAAAACGAAGAACAAGAAAAGAAUAAAGAAAAAGACAAUGUGCCGGAUGUUUCAGUAAGUGAUAAUUUUACUGAUUUCCUCGUUGAUAUAGUUCCAACAAAAGCUCAAAAUAGAGAAAAUUCAAUUAUUGAAAAAGAAAAUACGGAUAUAACUGUCAGUCCCAAAAAAUCGAUGGAGCUUUCAAAGUCACUUCAAGAAUUCACCGGGUUAGAAAAAGAACUUAGUCCAACUGAAAAUAAUAAAGAUUUAAUGGAAAAUAUUUCUCACAAAAUUUCUGAAAAGUCACAAAUACAAGAUACUUUAACAACAAAAGAUGCGGUUGUAGAGAAUUCGGAAAAAUCUUUAGAUCAAACAAUAGAACCAUCCCCUGAAAAAAUUAAAGUUUCAGCUGUUGAAGCGAAAAAUACCACGGCUGUUGCUGCAAAAACAAAAUCUAAUAAAAUAUCAUCCAAAACUAUCACCAAAACUUCUGCAACGAAAUCGUCUACAAGAGUAACGUCUGCUGCUUCAUCGAAACCUCCAGUAGGCGUUGUAUCUCGUUCUACUAAUUCAUCUGCUGAUACAAAAAAGGUAACAGGAGUUGGUGUUGCUGGAAAUUCUAUCGAUGCUUCAAAAGCGUCAACUUUGAGCAAACCUUCAUCAAAACCAGGAAUAAAAUCUGCUCCUCGAUUAACUUCUGUAUCUCAAUCUAAAUCUUCUGCUACCAAAGUCCCAUUGACGACUACUAAUACAGAAAAAAAAUCAACUGUUACAACGAAUGGAGAUUCUAAAGCUAAUAAAAUACCCCCAAAAUCUCGGACAUCAACGGUUGAUGUUCCUUCAAAGCCUCUAGUCAAAUCAACAGUAUCUUCUGCUCGUCUUACCACAACAACAAAAUCUAAAUCUUCUGUUGGGACUACUGAAUCUAAACUAGGACUAAAAACUACUGUAGAAGUAAAGUCUUCUGGAAUUAAUAUACGACCCAAAACGGCUCCUUCUGCACUAACAACUACCAAAUCUCGUACUUCAAAUCCUGCAAAACCAUCAAUUGUUGAUAAAAAUGUCAAAGAAACUGCCAAUAAACAAAUAUCAAACCGCACACCUAUUACUAAUUCACGAGCAAGUAAUCAAGGUCUUCAUUCAACAACUACUACGGUUUCAGCAACAACAAAACGAAGUACCACUACUGUUCGAACAAUCAAACAACAAUCGUCAUUGACACGCACAACUGCUAAAAAUAUCAAAACAUCUAUUAAAACAAAUGUGAAUAAAACACAAUUACCAAAUAAUGUCAAUGAGAUAAAGAAUACAAAAGUUAUAGAAGAAUCCUUGUCUGCUGUGACGAUUGUAAAUGCAGAAACUGUGUCGGAAAAAGAUUCAUCUGCACCUACUAUAGAGAAUCAACAAAUUAUCGGUCAAGAAUUAUAG